Molecule: messenger RNA, 1725 nt
Organism: Solanum stenotomum
Lineage: Eukaryota; Viridiplantae; Streptophyta; Magnoliopsida; Solanales; Solanaceae
Exons: 9
Coding region: 473-1501 (342 amino acids)
Source: RefSeq, a predicted model, not a curated record
CUUAAGCUCCCAGCUAAUCUACUGAUAAUGCUCCCUUAGCUCUCUCCGAUGAGCCACUGUCUCUACUUCCUCCGAUGAGCCACUGUCUCUACUUCCUCAGAUGAGCUUCCAAUUUCUUCAUGCAGCUAAGUUUCUAGCUUUACAGAUGUGCUCAAUGUUACAGGUUGGUCGAGCACUUCUCCACUUCCUAAGUUUCAGGGUUAAUGGGUUAAUUGGAGGCACAACUUCCUUCACUUCUUCAAAUUUGCCCACCAAAGAAAGUACAGAAAGCCAAAAAAUGGAGAAAGAAACUGUCUUUUGGCGCUUAAUUUUUUUAGGUUUUUGGCUCCAAAAUAAUUUCAGAAUAACCACUAUAUAUUUGAGAAGUUUCAUUGCAAAAUGAAAGAAUAUCUGAACCUGGACAAGAAGACCAGAUGAUUUCACUAGACUUAAGAAAGGUCGUGGAAAAACUAGAGGGAAAGGUCUUGAAAAAAUGAAGAAGACUUUGGGAAGCAAGAUGAAAAUAGAAAUUCCACUGGGCAAAGGAAGGCCAACUAAACCAGAUCAAUCAGCAAAACUAUCCAAUGAGUUGGGGAUAAUUGCUCGAAACUUUCUAUUGCUUCCAAACAAGUGGAAGGAACUCACAAGAGAGGACAAAGAUGCAGCACUAAUUAGAUGUCAUGAGAGGUUUGAGAUUAAUUUGGAUGAGCAUUACGUGAAAGAUAGUUGUGAGGAUAUCCUGAAAAAUAGAAGCAGGCAGUGGCGUUACAAGUUAAAACAACUAUUUGAAAGUGCACACUCCGAGGAAGAAGCUCGUAAAAUUGAAGUGCCAGAGUUGACCCCCGAAAAUUGGAAUAGGCUUUGUGACAUGUGGAUCAAUCCACAUCAUAAGAAACGAUGCGACAUAAACAAGGUCAAUAGAACUAAGCUUAAAUCUAAUCAUUUCAUGGGGUCAAAAGCGUUUGUAGCGGCUCGUGCUGAAAUGGGUGGGACUAAACCUGAAGGAGUAGAGCCUGAUAGAAUCGAGUUUUACAAGCAUACUCAUUACACGAGUGAAAAAGGAUGGUCUUCUCUACAGGCUGAGACUCAUUAUAACAACAUGAUUGAUUUGAAAGAUAUAUAUACUUCGGGAGAGUCUUCCAUGACUAUUGAUGAAAUUGUGGAUACUGUUCUUGGUACAAAGUCGGGAUAUAUAAAAGGCCUUGGUUAUGGUCCAAAACCUAAUACUACAAGAGCUACACAAAGGAGAACGGCAGAGUUAGAAGACUCUCUCAAAAAGGCGAAACAAGAAGCUGCUAGUGCCCAACAUGACUUACAGAAACGAUUAAAUGCAGCUGAAACUGAGGUAGAAAACCAACAGUCGCAGAUACUAGACCAGCAAUCUCAGAUUCAAGACCAACAGUCACAAAUAAAAGCAUUAAAUUCUCAGUUGGACACUGUAGUAGCACGCCAAGAAGACAUGUUUAGGAAGAUACAACUCUUUGCUCGCUCAUCGCCAUCAAGUGCUCCAUCAGAAGGCUGACUUAAGGUAUAAAAGGGGAGAACUGAAUCAAAAUCGAUUGCAAGCUAUGUGUCACCACAUUAUUGCUACUUUGGAAGGAACUUUUAAUUAUUUGUCUAAGUUUAGGAGUAAUAUUUAGUAUAUUUCAGUUAGAUUUUCUUGUUAUUGGACAUAUGUUACUUUUAUUUAAGGAGUUUAUAAUGAGAUAUUAUCUCAAUAGAAUUUUCGUCGUUUUUAAUUACAUG